This is a messenger RNA of Puma concolor (puma), 5159 nucleotides long. NCBI's taxonomy places the organism in Eukaryota, Metazoa, Chordata, Mammalia, Carnivora, Felidae. The record is from RefSeq and is a predicted model, not a curated record.
AUGGCCAAGCCGACAAGCAAGGAUUCAGGCUUGAAGGAGAAGUUCAGGAUUCUGUUUGGACUGGGAACUCCGCGGCCAAACCCCAGGUCUGCAGAGGGCAAGCAGACGGAGUUUAUCAUCACGGCGGAAAUCCUGAGAGAGCUGAGCGUUGAAUGUGGCCUCAACAAUCGCAUCCGGGUGAUAGGGCAGAUCUGUGAAGUUGCAAAAACGAAGAAGUUUGAAGAGCAUGCAGUGGAAGCGCUCUGGAAGGCCGUCGAGGACAUGCUGCAGCCAGAGCGGCCACCGGAGGCCCGGCAUGCGGUGCUGGCUCUGCUGAAGGCCAUCGUGCAGGGGCAGGGGGACCGCUUGGGCGUUCUCAGGGCCCUCUUCUUUAAGGUCAUCAAGGAUUACCCCUCUAAUGAAGAUCUCCAUGAAAGACUGGAAGUUUUCAAGGCCCUCACAGACAAUGGGAGACACAUCACAUAUUUGGAAGAAGAACUGGCUGGGUUUGUGCUGCAGUGGAUGGACAUCGGCCUGUCCUCAGAGUUCCUUCUGGUGCUUGUGAACUUGGUCAAAUUCAACAGCUGUUACCUGGAUGAAUACAUCGCAUCAAUGGUCCACAUGAUCUGCCUGCUGUGCGUCCAGACUGUGUCCUCCGUGGACAUAGAGGUCUCUCUGCAGGUGCUGGACGCCGUCGUCUGCUACAACUGCCUGCCGGCUGAGAGCCUGCCCCUGUUCAUCGUCACUCUCUGUCGUACCGUCAACGUCAAGGAGCUCUGUGAGCCUUGUUGGAAGCUGAUGCGUAAUCUUCUGGGCACCCACCUGGGUCACAGUGCCAUCUACAACAUGUGCCGCAUCAUGGAGGACAGAGCCUACAUGGAAGAUGCCCCGCUGCUGAGAGGGGCCGUGUUCUUUGUGGGCAUGGCUCUCUGGGGGGCGCACCGACUCUACUCGCUCAAGAACUCCCCAACAUCUGUGCUGCCGUCGUUUUACGAGGCCAUGACCUGUCCGAACGAGGUGGUGUCCUACGAAAUCGUCCUGUCUGUCACCAGACUCAUCAAGAAGUACCGGAGGGAGCUCCAGGCUGUGACGUGGGAUAUCCUGCUGGACAUCAUCGAACGUCUGCUGCAGCAGCUCCAGAGCCUGGACAGCCCGGAGCUCAGAGCCAUCGUCCAUGACCUGCUGACCACAGUGGAGGAGCUGUGUGACCAGAAUGAGUUCCACGGCUCGCACGAGAGAUACUUCGAGCUCGUCGAGAGAUGUGCAGACCAGAGGCCGGAGGAGCUGAUCAGCUCGGUGGUCAUCUCUCAGCUCUCCCACAUCCCGGAGGACAAAGACCCCCAAGUCCGGAAACUGGCCACCCAGUUGCUGGUGGACCUGGCCGAAGGCUGUCACACCCACCACUUCAACAGCCUGCUGGACAUUGUGGAGAAGGUGAUGGCCCGCUCCCUUUCCGCACCCCCUGAGCUGGAGGAAAGAGAUGUGGUGGCAUAUUCAGCCUCCUUAGAGGAUGUGAAGACUGCCGUCUUGGGGCUCCUGGUGAUCCUUCAGACCAAGCUGUACGCCUUGCCUGCCAGCCACGCGGUGCGUGUGUACGAGACCCUCGUCAGCCACCUGCAGCUCCACUACAAGCACGGCUAUACCCUGCCCAUCGCCAGUAGCAUCCGGCUGCAGGCCUUUGACUUCCUGCUGCUGCUGAGGGCGGACUCCCUGCACCGCCUCGGCCUGCCCAGCAAGGACGGGGCUGUGAGGUUCAGCCCCUACUGCGUCUGCGACUCCACGGAGCCAGAGAGAGGCUCUGAGAAGAAGGCCGGCGGCCCCCUGUCGCCUCCCACCGGGCCGUCCGGCCCAGCACCUGCCGGUCCCGCUGUGCGGCUUGGCUCCCUGCCCUAUUCCCUGCUCUUCCGGGUCCUGCUGCAGUGCUUGAAGCAGGAGACGGACUGGAAGGUGCUGAAGCUUGUUCUCGGCAAGCUGCCCGAGUCCCUGCGCUUCAAGGUCCUCAUCUUCACGUCCCCGUGCAGCGUCGACCAGCUGUCUUCCGCCCUCUGCUCCAUGCUUUCAGGUCCCAGAACUCUGGAGCGGCUCCGAGGCACCCCGGAAGGUUUCUCCAGGACCGACCUGCACCUGGCUGUGGUUCCUGUGCUGACGGCGUUAAUCUCUUACCAUAACUAUUUGGACAAAGCCAGACAGCGGGAGAUGGUGUACUGCCUGGAGCAAGGCCUGAUCUACCGCUGUGCCAGCCAGUGCGUGGUGGCCCUGGCCGUGUGCAGCGUCGAAAUGCCCGACAUCAUCAUCAAGGCGCUGCCUGUCUUGGUCGUGAAGCUCACACACAUUUCGGCCACAGCCAGCAUGGCCAUUCCACUCCUCGAAUUCCUGUCAACUCUGGCCAGGCUGCCUCACCUCUACAGGAACUUUGCCGCUGAGCAGUACGCGAGUGUGUUUGCCAUCUCCCUGCCGUACACCAACCCCUCCAAGUUUAAUCAGUACAUCGUGUGCCUGGCCCAUCACGUCAUAGCCAUGUGGUUCAUUAGAUGCCGUCUGCCUUUUCGGAAGGAUUUUGUUCCUUAUAUCACUAAGGGCCUACGCUCCAAUGUCCUCCUGUCUUUUGACGACACCCCGGAGAAGGACAGCUUCAGAGCGCGGAGCACCAGUCUCAACGAGAGGCCCAAGAGUUUGAGGAUAGCCAGACCCCCCAAACAAGGCUUGAAUAACUCCCCACCCGUGAGAGAAUUCCAGGAGAGCUCUGCAGCCGACGCCUUCCGGUGCCGCAGCAUCAGUGUGUCUGAACAUGUGGUCCGCAGCAGGAUCCAGACGUCCCUCACGAGUGCCAGCUUGGGGUCUGCGGAUGAGAACUCAAUGGCCCAGGCUGACGACAACUUGAAAAAUCUCCACCUGGAGCUCACGGAGACUUGUCUGGACAUGAUGGCCAGAUACGUGUUCUCCAACUUCACGGCGGUCCCCAAGAGGUCCCCCGUAGGGGAGUUCCUCUUGGCUGGCGGCAGGACCAAGACCUGGCUGGUUGGAAACAAGCUCGUCACCGUGACGACGAGCGUGGGGACCGGAACCCGGUCACUGCUGGGCUUGGACUCAGGAGAGCUGCAGGGCAGCCCAGAGCUGAGCUCUGACCCCGGUGCGCACGUGAGGCAGACAGAGGAGGCGCCUGCCAAGUUGGAGUCCCAGGCUGGGCAGCAGGUGUGCCGUGGGGCCCGGGACCGCGUCCGCUCCAUGUCUGGGGGCCACGGCCUUCGUGUUGGUGCCUUGGACGCUCCAGCCACCCACUGCCCAGGCUCACAGACCACACCAGCCAGCACGUCCGAGAGGGCCUCGGCUGCCGCCCAGCUCCCGGCGCAGGAGAAGACGAGCCUGGCGGCCUACGUACCCCUGCUGACCCAGGGCUGGGCGGAGAUCUUGGUCCGGAGGCCCACGGGGAACACCAGCUGGCUGAUGAGCCUGGAGAACCCCCUCAGCCCCUUCUCCUCGGACAUCAACAACAUGCCCCUGCAGGAGCUGUCCAACGCCCUCAUGGCCGCUGAGCGCUUCAAGGAGCGUCGUGACACGGCCCUGUACAAGUCACUUUCGGUGCCGGCGGCCGGCUCCGCCAAGCCCCCUCCGCCCCCACGUUCUAACACAGUGGCCUCUUUCUCCUCCCUGUACCAGACCAGUUGCCAAGGAGAGCUGCACAGGAGCAUUUCCUGGGCAGACUCCGCGGUGGUUCUGGAGGAGGGAAGUCCCAGCGAGACUGAUUUACCAGGCGAGCCCACUGAGCUGGAGGACUUUGAGGCCACCCUGGGCCCAGAGAGGCGCUGUCGGCGCCCUGAAGCCUACAGUAGAUCGUCUUCCAGCUCCAGCCAAGAGGAGAAGUCUUUCGCCGCAGAGGAGGUGGCUGCCGGAGGGCUCCCCAUCGGGCGGGCCGUGUCUGCCGAGGGAGCCCGGCCCUCUGCGGGGCUCUCCUUCCAGCCCGCCCAGCCCCUCAGCAAGUCUAGCUCCUCGCCGGAGCUGCAGACCCUGCAGGAUACACUUGGGGACCCUGGGGACAAGGCCGACGUUGGCCGGCUAAGCCCCGAGGCCAAGGCCCGCUCACAGUCCGGGACUCUGGAUGGGGCAGGUGCCACCUGGUCAACCCCAGGUGAAGAGAGUCAGGGCCGGGGCCCUGCAAGGCCCGAGGGUCCCUUGCCUUCUGGCUGUCCCCGUUCCCCCGGUGGCCUGCGUCCCAGAGGCUACACCAUUUCGGAUUCAGCCCCGUCACGCAGAGGCAAGAGGGUAGAGCGGGACGCCUUCAAGAGCAGAGCUGGGGCCUCCAAUACUGAGAAGGUGCCGGGCAUCAACCCCAGCUUCGUGUUCCUGCAGCUCUACCACUCUCCUUUCUUUGGCGACGAGUCCAACAAGCCGAUCCUUCUGCCUAACGAGGUAUGUUCCUUCGAGCGGUCGGUGCAGCUCCUCGACCAGAUCCCAUCCUACGACACGCACAAGAUCGCGGUCCUGUACGUGGGAGAAGGCCAGAGCAGCAGCGAGCUCGCCAUCCUGUCCAACGAGCACGGCUCGUACCGGUACACAGAGUUCCUGACGGGCCUGGGCAAGCUCAUCGAGCUCAAGGACUGCCAGCCGGAUAAGGUGUACCUGGGCGGUCUGGACGUGUGCGGGGAGGACGGCCAGUUCACCUACUGCUGGCACGAUGACAUCAUGCAGGGUAUGCGCCUUCCGCCGGGCCAGUUCAACUUCGUCCACGUGAUCAUCACCCCCCUGGACUACGAGUGCAACCUGGUGUCGCUGCAGUGCAGGAAGGACAUGGAGGGCCUCGUGGACACCAGCGUGGCCAAGAUCGUGUCUGAUCGCAACCUGCCCUUCGUGGCCCGUCAGAUGGCUCUGCACGCCAACAUGGCCUCCCAGGUGCACCAUAGCCGCUCCAACCCCACGGAUAUCUACCCGUCCAAGUGGAUCGCCAGGCUCCGUCACAUCAAGCGGCUGCGCCACCGGAUCCGUGAGGAAGCCCACUACUCCAACCCCAGCCUGCCGCUGACGCAGACGCACCCUCCGGGCCACGCCAAGGCCCCGGCCCCGGCCGAGCCCAUGCCCACGUACGAGACGGGCCAGCGGAAGCGCCUCAUCUCCUCUGUGGAUGACUUCACCGAGUUCGUGUGAGCCGGGUCCCGUGCCCCGCUGUUAUAUGCGCAAAUGAAAUA